GAGAGAUAACAUAAUAAGGUUCAUGUGGUGGCCAGAUGGCUACAUAGAGCUCAUUGUUACGUUGGACAAAAAAUUCAUCACAUUUUCUGUUCUUCACCUGCUCCUUGCCGAGAUGUCUUCCCUUUUCAGAUCGGAGGAAAUGACAUUGGCUCAACUUUUUCUUCAAGCUGAAGCAGCUUACACUUGCGUGAGCGAACUUGGAGAGUUGGGCCUAGCACAGUUUCGAGAUUUAAAUCCAGACGUGAACGCUUUUCAGCGUAAGUUCGUUAAUGAGGUGAGACGAUGCGAGGAGAUGGAAAGAAAACUUCGAUUCUUAUACAAGGAAAUUGAAAAAGCAGAUAUACAUGUAUCAGAAGCCAUAGAAUAUCCAGAAACUCCUCAAUUACGAGAGAUGAUUGAUCUUGAGGCCCAAUUUGAGCAGCUUGAAAAUGAAAUGAAAGACAGCAACACAACUUAUGAGACACUUAUGAAGAACUCUUUGGCACUGACAGAAUUCAAACACAUUUUACAAAAAACUCAAACCUUCUUUGAAGAGGCUGUCUUAGAGGGAAAUCAACAACUAAUGCAUGAAUCACAGAGGAGUGAUUUACAGGCACUCACAGAAGAUGACGCAAUGGAUGAAAUGGGAAAAGAAACUCAACUGGGUUUUGUCACUGGAGUCAUAGUGCGUGAGCAAAUGCCUUCAUUUGAACGUCUUUUGUGGCGUGCCUGUCGAGGGAAUGUGUUGUUAAAACAGGCAGAAAUAGAGACUCCUUUGGAAGAUCCAAGCACUGGAGACCAAGUCAACAAGUGUGUCUUUAUUAUAUUUUUUCAAGGAGAUCAGCUCAAAAGCAGGGUGAUGAAAAUUUGUGAGGGGUCUUAAAUGAGACAAGAGACCAUCGUUACAGCUUGUUGACAACUUUGGCAAAGAACAUUAGUCAGUGGUUUAUUAAGGUUAAAAAGAUCAAGGCCAUAUAUCAUACCAUGAACACGUUCAACUUGGAUGUUACUCAGAAAUGUCUUAUUGCUGAAUGUUGGUGUCCAGUAAGUGACUUGGACAAGAUUCAUCAAGCAUUGCGACGAGGCACAGAGCGUAGUGGUGCUGCUAUACCAUCUAUUCUGAAUCGCAUGGCCUCUGAUCAAGAGCCUCCAACUUUCAACAGGACUAACAAGUUUACCCAGGGGUUUCAAGCCAUUGUAGAUGCCUAUGGAGUAGCAAACUAUCAAGAGGUUAAUCCAGCCCUGUUUACUAUCAUUACCUUCCCAUUUCUGUUUGCGAUCAUGUUUGGAGACUGUGGCCAUGGCUUGAUAAUGUUCCUAUUUGCAUUGUGGUUAGUUCUGAAGGAAAAGAAGCUGAAAAAUUAUAAAGGUGGUGGUGAGAUGUUUGAGACCAUUUUUCAUGGCCGCUAUAUCAUCUUGUUGAUGGGACUGUUUGCCAUGUACACUGGUCUUAUUUACAAUGACUGCUUUUCCAAGUCCUUCAACAUCUUUGGCACAGCCUGGGAUCUUAGUGUAGAUUGGGAUUCAAUCAGUGAGGGCAACCUAAAUAAGUCAGUUGCAGAGAAAGAAGAAAUCUGGGUAGACCCCAGGAAAACAUAUAUAAGAGGGGUGCCGUACUUCUUUGGUAUUGACCCAAUCUGGCAGCUGGCUACGAACAAACUUGCAUUUACCAACUCAUUCAAAAUGAAGAUGUCUAUUGUAAUUGGAGUGGCCCACAUGAUGUUUGGAGUUUGUCUAAAUUUCUUUAAUCAUCGACACUUCAACAAAUCUUUAGAUAUUGUUGCUGAGUUAGUACCCCAGAUCCUGUUUUUGUCAUGCAUCUUUGGUUACCUGGUCAUUCUGAUUGUCUACAAAUGGAUUGCUAUAGAUAUCAACAGUAAGAAUCAACCAAGCUUACUGUUGGCACUCAUCAACAUGUUUCUGGAAUUUGGUUCAAAGAUAAAAGAUGAAAAUCUUCUGUACGAUGGACAGGCUGUUGUUCAACCAUUACUGGUUGUUAUAGCAAUGCUCUGUGUUCCCUGGAUGCUCUUAACAAAGCCCUUAUAUCUCCGACAUCGGCACAGAGUUAACAAAGAACAUGGUUAUCAGAGGUUAGGGCCAGGUAGCCCCAGUACUACUCUCUUGUCCGGGGAAAUGGAUGAUUCUGGAUUAGACUCUGGUGCAGUGGUUUAUCAUGACGGCUCGUUUCAGGAAGAUCAAUCACCUGAUGACCAUUGUGAGGAGUUUGAUUUUUGGGAAGUGUUUGUACAUCAGGCCAUCCACACUAUCGAAUACUGCCUCAGUUGUAUCUCAAACACGGCCUCUUACUUGCGACUGUGGGCCCUAAGUUUAGCUCAUGCAGAGCUGUCGGAAGUAUUUUGGAACAUGUCUCUUCGUCCAGCUUUCACAUUUACCGGUUGGCUGGGUUCUGUCGCUGCCUUUGUUAUAUUUUCACUUUGGGCAGUUGAAACCGUAGUCAUCCUGUUGAUCAUGGAGGGUCUGUCGGCCUUUUUGCAUUCGCUUCGUCUACAUUGGGUCGAGUUCCAGAACAAGUUUUAUCAAGGAACAGGCUACAAAUUUCAACCAUUCUCCUUCAAGUCGAUUUUGAGUGGUCAGCUUGAGGAAUAGUUCUAAUGUUCGGCUUCCGGAAAAGAAUUUCAAAGUCGGAUUUGUUCCCGCCCGGUAUCUCAAAAGAAGCAUUCGAAGAGGGCGCAGUGAACGAAUGGAAGUUUUUUCUACUUUUCAUUUUGUCUUUUCUAGGUACUUUAUACCAUCCUCCUAAUUUCCUUAGUCUUUCGUCGGCUUUCAAAAAUUGGAUGCAUGAAGAUUUGGAACAGGGCGGAGUUUAUCAUGAAGUUCAUAGGAUAGUUCUUUAUAAAAACAAUAAAGGUUGUUAAACACUGAAGAUUAUAUUGAAACGAAUAUACUCGGAAUUUUUCUUAAAUAGAUUCUUAGACAUUAAAUAAGCUCAAAAAUAUUUAACGUAAAAUGAUUUUUUUGCUUUAAGAGCGAUGAGAUAAACUCAUGCCUUAUUUAAAGUGGAUAUUACUCCAGAAAGUAUUUAUUAAUCGUCAUUAGAUAUGAAUUUAAGUUUGACUGUUACAUUAAGACUUAAAAUAAUUAACGAGUCUCAAAAAUAUGUGAAUUUUUUACUUUUUUAAUUUUUUAUUUUUUCAUCCUGAUAGAGUAACUCUAUCAAAGUUAAUACCUGAAUACCAGCGUAACUUAUUUGAAAAUGAUGCUUUGGUGUGUUGGUUUACUCACGAAUCUCACUCUGGUUAUUUCAAUUUUCGCCGAUGUCCUUGAAUGUCUAAGAACUAAUUUCUUUGGAUCGGUUAGUCCGUUUCGACGGCCCUUUGCUGCUCCCGCUUGAAGAUGAUUGCAACCUAACUUAUGCAAGGGUAUAUAUGAUCAUGUCAUAGCGCCAAAAAAAACAGCGUUGCCUGUUUUGCAGGCGCUUUAAUAUAGGUUAUUUCAUCAUCCAAUUUGUAACACUGAAAUAGUGGAAUCCCUACAGGAAUACGUGCCGUUUUUUUUGUAGGCAUUUUCUCUAAAAACAGGAAUCGACUUCGAAUUUUAUCGUCUUAACCCUUUCUCUCCUAUAUCUCAUAAGUAAUUCCCCUUACUGUCUGCCUCUCAAUUCUCGUGGUGUUAGUUUGGAGAAUUUGGUAUUAAAUCGACUUAUAAUCUCCCAA
Messenger RNA from Pocillopora damicornis (cauliflower coral), 3653 nucleotides. Its product is annotated as V-type proton ATPase 116 kDa subunit a 1. The record is from RefSeq and is a predicted model, not a curated record. Lineage: Eukaryota; Metazoa; Cnidaria; Anthozoa; Scleractinia; Pocilloporidae. Gene Ontology annotation, cellular component: vacuolar proton-transporting V-type ATPase, V0 domain; plasma membrane; vacuolar proton-transporting V-type ATPase complex. Gene Ontology annotation, biological process: vacuolar acidification; proton transmembrane transport. Gene Ontology annotation, molecular function: proton-transporting ATPase activity, rotational mechanism; ATPase binding.